Messenger RNA from Humulus lupulus (European hop), 913 nucleotides. RefSeq lists its product as uncharacterized. The coding region runs from base 185 to 715 and encodes 176 amino acids. The transcript has 3 exons. Lineage: Eukaryota; Viridiplantae; Streptophyta; Magnoliopsida; Rosales; Cannabaceae. The record is from RefSeq and is a predicted model, not a curated record.
ACUAUUUUUUCUCACUCAAUCCAACCCCAAAAACAUUACAUUCAUUUAUUGUCAUAAUUAAUUGCCCACCACCAAACCAAACCAAACCCACUCACUCACUAACUUACUACUCUUUCAUCAGGAUCAUCUCCACUACUAUUAUUAUUCACUCUCUUCCAAUCUCUAAUCUCAUCAUCGAUCAACAAUGAAGGAUACCGAUUCACUGCCUCUGCUCAGGAGAGAAAGCCCCCGACCCGUGACCCGCUUCUUCGGUAAGAGUUCGUACAAGUUCUGGGUAAUAGCUGCGCUUCUGCUACUCGCUUUUUGGUCCAUGUUUACUGGCUCCGUUACUCUCAAGUGGUCAGCCGGUAACCUCUCUCGGAUCUAUGAUAACUUUAACUCACCUACUUACGACGAUCUAGACAUUCUGGAAGUGGAGGAGCGAGUGAAGGUGGUGAGGCACAUGUGGGAUUUGUAUACUCAGAGUAGAAGAACUCGAUUGCCUCGAUUUUGGCAAGAGGCUUUCGAAGCUGCUUAUGAAAAUUUGGUCAGUGAUGUCCCUGGCGUCCGAGACUCUGCCUUCACCGAGAUUGCCAAAAUCUCCAUCCUCACCAAUAAUCUUGAUCCAUUCCAUAUUAAAUCAACGGUCAGUGUAGAAUCGAACAAAAAGUCUAAGCCUGCAGAGAAAAGAAAAGAGUUGAACUUAAAACCAUCGAAGUUGGUGGAUCCCAAGUAAUUUCUAUAUGUUAUGGGUUAUACUUACACAUUGAGUUGGGUAAUUAUGCCUAGACUGUUACUAGUCUAAUUCCCAGUGAACCCAGAAAAAGGAUUUGGGUUUUCAAUUACUUCUUGUAAUAUGAAUAUUGGGUCAUACUUUGUAUUUUAAACAAGAAAAUGUUUCCCUUAAAAAAAUGUGAAAAGAUAAUUUAUUUAA